Molecule: messenger RNA, 714 nt
Organism: Thermochaetoides thermophila DSM 1495
Lineage: Eukaryota; Fungi; Ascomycota; Sordariomycetes; Sordariales; Chaetomiaceae
Exons: 2
Coding region: 1-714 (237 amino acids)
Biological process (GO): ribosomal large subunit biogenesis
Cellular component (GO): nucleolus
Source: RefSeq, a predicted model, not a curated record
AUGGGUCGCGAACUUCAGAAGCGUAAGAGGCGCUCCUCGCGCCCUACAAUUCGCAUGCCCAACAGGCGGAAGAAAGCUCUAAAUCCUGCUGGCAACAACAUCAUCGCAAAGAGCUGGAACAAAAAAGAGACUCUUUCCCAGAAUUACACCCGCUUUGGCCUGGUAGCCAAGCUGGGUAAGGCGACUGGUGGUACGGCCCCGGGCAACAAGGCUCUGCUCAAGGACCUCAACGACCCGCUGGCCAUCAAGUCAGGCGACCAGGGCUUGAUCAAAGUCAGCGAAGUCAAAGUCGAACGCGAUGAGCAGGGCCGCAUCAAGCGCGUGGUGCGAGACAAUAACCCGCUAAACGAUCCCCUGAAUGACCUCGACAGCGAUAGCGAGUCCGACGCCGUCCCGCAACAGCAGCAGCAAGAACAGCCCGUUCUGAACAACCACAUCCGACAGCACGACUUAGAGUUAGAGAAUGUCGCAGCCGAUGUGGAUGAUGAGUCUAAACCCGAGGUGCUUCGCGCUCUGGAGCGUGAGGCUACGCGGCCGGUCGAGAAGACCGUACGCCAUCAGAGCGAGCGGGAGCGUGAAUGGCUUCAGCGGCUUGUGGAUAAGCAUGGCGACGAUGUUGCUGCUAUGGCUCGUGAUAGGAAGUUGAAUCCCUACCAGCAGACUGCUUCGGACAUCAAGAGGAGGUUGAAGAAGGCGGGGCUUCUGUCUGCUUAA